UGAAAGGCGGUUCGCAUUCCGUCCCUCCCUGUUAUGAUUUACUGGCAAAUAACUAAAUAUAAUGUCAUUAAACAGCUUCAAGGAGAUUAUUCUCAGGCAAUGUUGUGAAUCAUCAAAAACAGCAACGAAAACAUCAAAGCAGCUGGUGCCUACAAGACCACCCCCAAAAUCUCAACAAGACGAUUAUAAUGAUUCCGAGGAGGAACCUCCUCAAUUUCACAAACACAACAACCAACAACAAAAAGAAAGUGGUAUUUUUGAUUAUGAUGAUGAUGAUGAUGAUCAUACUGGACCUUACCAACCCUUACUCCUUUCCAGAUCCCCAAACGCUGUCCAGGUACCUGCCUCCAUUAAUUGCAGGCUUUUAGAACAUCAAAGGGAAGGAGUUAAGUUCUUGUACAACUUGUACACCAAGAAUUGCGGAGGUAUUCUUGGAGAUGACAUGGGAUUGGGGAAGACAAUCCAAGCAAUUGCAUUUCUUUCUGCUGUAUAUGCAAAAGAUGGAGAACAUGAUGAGACAAUAAAUCCAAAGGGGAAUGAAACCGAGAAGAAAGGCCCCGUGCUAAUAAUUUGCCCGUCUUCUGUUAUCCAAAACUGGGAGUCAGAAUUCUCUAAGUGGUCAACAUUCAACGUUGCAAUAUACCAUGGCACCAACCGUGAUAUAAUUUUUGAAAAAAUAAAAUCUCAUGGCGUCGAAAUACUAAUAACCAGUUUUGAUAUUUAUAGAAUUCACGAAAAUAUCUUAUCAGUAGUGAAUUGGGAGAUUGCAAUCAUUGAUGAAGCACACCGUCUUAAAAAUGAAAAAUCAAAACUUUAUGAAGCUUGUUUAGCGAUUAAAACACGGAAACGGUAUGGUCUAACCGGAACUGUAAUGCAAAACAAAAUUAUGGAAUUAUUCAACCUCUUUGACUGGGUUGUACCUGGAGGGUUGGGGACACGUGAACAUUUUCGGGAUUAUUAUGAUGAGCCGUUAAAGCAUGGGCAGCGAUCAAGUGCACCCCCUAGCUUUGUUCACAUUGCUCAAGAACGAAAACAGCACUUGGUGUCGGUUUUGAACAAAUUUUUAUUGAGACGAACAAAAGAGGAGACGAUUGGACAUUUAAUGCUGGGUAAGGAAGAUAAUGUUGUAUUUUGUGCAAUGAGUGAGGUUCAGAAGCGAGUUUACAAGAGGAUGCUACAACUACCUGAUAUUCAAUGUCUUAUUAACAAGGAUGUUCCGUGUAGCUGCGGGAGCCCUUUAAAGCAAGUGGAAUGCUGUAAAAGAACGGUUCCAAAUGGUGUUAUUUGGCCCUUUCUUCAUAAGGAUAAUCCAGAUGGUUGUGACUCAUGCCCGUUUUGUAUUGUUCUUCCUUGCCUCACCAAGCUUCAGCAGAUAAGCAAUCAUUUGGAGCUCAUAAAACCUAACCCCAGAGAUGACUCAGAUAAACAGAAGAAAGACAAGGUUUUUGCCACAGCUGUGUUCGAUAGUGAUAUCGAUUUGGUGGGAGGUUAUAUUCAAAACGAGAGCUUUAUGGGAUUAAGUGAUGUUCAGCAUUGUGGGAAGAUGAGAGCCUUAGAAAAUUUGAUGUCGUCUUGGAUUUUACACGGAGAUAAGAUUCUUCUCUUCAGUUACUCUGUCAGGAUGCUGGACAUACUGGAAAAAUUUCUUAUACGUAAAGGAUACAGUUUUUCAAGGCUUGAUGGCUCUACCCCAACUGGCAUGCGCCAAUCUCUUGUUGAUGACUUUAAUUCGAGUCCAAGCAAACAGGUUUUCCUUAUAUCGACCCGUGCUGGUGGGCUUGGACUGAAUCUUGUCAGCGCCAAUCGUGUAGUUAUAUUUGAUCCAAAUUGGAACCCCGCUCAUGAUUUGCAGGCCCAGGACAGGUCGUUUCGAUUUGGACAAAAACGCCAUGUUGUUGUUUUCCGGCUUUUAGCAGCUGGUUCGCUAGAAGAACUAGUUUACUCGCGUCAGGUUUACAAACAACAGCUCUCAAAUAUUGCUGUUUCUGGGAAACUGGAAAAACGUUAUUUUGAAGGUGUCCAGGAUUGCAAGGAGUUCCGAGGGGAGCUUUUCGGGAUCAGUAAUUUGUUCCGUGAUUUGUCUGAGAAGCUUUUUACAAGCGAAAUCAUUCAUAAGGAAGGGACAGAACAGAAAGAUGAACCUGAACAUGUUUGUGCUCAAAAACAAAGUUUGGAAGAUUUUGGGAUGUGUUAUCUACCUCAACAAGCAAGGGACACAUUAUAUCUAGCAUCUGAAAUUGGUGAUUCUUUUGAUAAAGAAAGCAAUAAAUGGACUGCCCCUGUCAACAAAGAGUUGGGCAUUGUUUAUGCUCAUCGAAAUGAAGACAUCAUUAGCCACAAGAAGGGAUGUGAUGUGAAUCCAGAGGUGAGUACAUCGACCCAAAUUCCUGAAUACGUUCCCCACAUGCCAAAGAAGAAACCAACUACAUUUGGUGAAAUGGGAGUUGCUUCAGUGAGAGCAAAUAAAAUAAAGCAGUUCAGGCUCCUUGCCAGAUUUAGAGGCAUGGAAGUAGUUGAGUUCAGCAAGUGGCUUUUAUCUGCAAGUGUUGGUGAGAGAGAUUUAGUAUUGAGAGACUACAAAAGGCGAAAAGAGAAAAUGCCCUGUAGUUAAAUAUCACGCAUGCAUGCAUACGUAUUGUACAUGUGUAAAUCAAAUCAUUUAAUGUAUUUUGUUUGAGCUCUCUAACUUGUUAAAAUGGGUUAGCAAUUUAACCAAAAUGUAGGCGUCUGAUAUAGGUGAAAUAAAAUGCCCUGUAGUUAAAGGUCACAAACUCGUGUUGCCAAUAGAACAUGUAGCAUGGGAGAUCUCGAUCGGUAGUGGCCUCAUUGCAUUAACGCUUAUGUAUACAAUCUACUGUGUAUUAUAAGCAACCGGAUUCCUUUACACCAUAUGGUUUUAAAUGAAGGUUUAAUUCUGAGUUCCUUUUAA
Messenger RNA from Erigeron canadensis, 2929 nucleotides. RefSeq names its product switch 2. The transcript has 8 exons. The record is from RefSeq and is a predicted model, not a curated record. NCBI's taxonomy places the organism in Eukaryota, Viridiplantae, Streptophyta, Magnoliopsida, Asterales, Asteraceae. Gene Ontology annotation, molecular function: ATP-dependent chromatin remodeler activity; ATP binding. The coding region runs from base 62 to 2611 and encodes 849 amino acids.